AUGUCCGAAUUAAAUGAAAAUACGUUAAGUGCUAAUGAUGAAGAUAUUUUAAAUAGCAUUUUUAGUAAAAAUAAUGAAGCGAUAUCAUUUUCUAAUACAUGUUUUCAUGAAUCUGCUUUAGAAGAAGAGCAUAUAGGUGAAGAAAUAAAUGAAAAUUUAAAUUUGAGUGAAACAAAUCAAUUAGAAGUACAAGGAAUUCGUUUAGCUGAAAAUGGUAAACUACAAGAAGCUAUUGCCAUACUUACAAAAGCAAUUGAAACUGCUCCAAAUCAUGCAUCACUUUACAAUAAUAGAGCACAAGUUUAUCGUCUCUUAAAUGAUGAUGAAGCUGCACUUGAAGAUAUACAAAGUGCAAUUCAAUUAUGUUAUUCGAAAGGUGAUAUUUAUUGUAAAGCACUUUGUCAACGUGGGAUAUUACAUUUUAAACAUCGUCGUGACGCUGAAGCUAUAGAAGAUUUUCAAAAAGCUGCAUCUUUAGGAAGUCAAUUUGCAAAAGAACAGAUGGUGAAAUUAAAUCCUUAUGCAACUUUAUGUAAUGCAACUUUGAAGAAAGUGUUUCAACUCGAAAAAUAUUAAACAAUAACAAAACAUUAAAUAAAUAAUUUUUUUU
This is a messenger RNA of Chrysoperla carnea, 610 nucleotides long. Its product is annotated as tetratricopeptide repeat protein 36. Bases 1 to 576 code for a protein of 191 amino acids. Gene Ontology annotation, biological process: cilium assembly. Gene Ontology annotation, molecular function: protein binding. NCBI's taxonomy places the organism in Eukaryota, Metazoa, Arthropoda, Insecta, Neuroptera, Chrysopidae. The transcript is spliced from 3 exons. The record is from RefSeq and is a predicted model, not a curated record.